Dromaius novaehollandiae (emu) is the source of this 4108-nucleotide messenger RNA. It is a transcript of the gene MATN3, whose product is annotated as matrilin 3. The record is from RefSeq and is a predicted model, not a curated record. The transcript has 9 exons. Gene Ontology annotation, molecular function: calcium ion binding. Bases 131 to 1573 code for a protein of 480 amino acids. Lineage: Eukaryota; Metazoa; Chordata; Aves; Casuariiformes; Dromaiidae.
GUGCUCCAGCCCGCACCCGCAGCCUUCCCCCCCUGCCCUCGCAGGCGGGCCCCGGCGCCGCCUCCUCCCCCGGUGCCACCGCGGCCGGGAGCUUUAAAGGCGGCGGCGGCGGGGGGCGGCUGGUGGCACCAUGCGGCGGGCGCUCGGCAUCCUCGGCUGCUGCCUGGCGCUGCUGCUGCCCGCGGCGCGGGGCUCCCCGGCGCCCCGGCCCGGCGCCGCCGCAGAUGCUGCUUGCAAAAACCGGCCUCUAGACCUUGUGUUCAUCAUAGACAGUUCCCGUAGUGUCCGAACCGAAGAGUUUGAGAAAGUGAAAAUCUUCCUAUCAAAAAUGAUUGAUACGCUGGACGUUGGUGAAAGAGCAACCCGUGUGGCAGUCAUGAAUUAUGCCAGCACUGUCAAGGUAGAGUUUCCCCUCCGGACCUACUUUGAUAAAGCCUCUAUGAAGGAGGCUAUAUCUCACAUCGAGCCUUUGUCUGCUGGCACGAUGACUGGCCUUGCCAUCCAAACUGCCAUGGAUGAAGUCUUCACUGAGGAAAUGGGUACCCGGCCAGCAAACUUCAAUAUCCCCAAAGUGGUCAUUAUUGUGACAGAUGGACGGCCACAAGACCAGGUUCAAGAUGUGGCAGCAAGCGCCCAGGCAGCUGGCAUUGAGAUCUAUGCCGUUGGGGUGGACCGGGCAGACAUGCAGUCCCUGAGGAUGAUGGCCAGUGAUCCACUGGAUGAACACGUCUUUUAUGUGGAGACCUAUGGUGUGAUUGAAAAGCUGACAUCCAAAUUCAGAGAGACCUUCUGUGCUGUGAACAUGUGCGCACUCGGGACCCAUGACUGUGAGCAGGUCUGUGUGAGUAGUGGUGGAUCCUACGUUUGUGAUUGCUAUGAAGGCUACACUCUUAAUCCAGAUAAGAGAACUUGCUCGGCUGUAGACAUGUGUGCACCUGGAAGGCAUGACUGUGAUCAGGUCUGCGUGAGUAACAACAGAUCCUACAGCUGUGAGUGCUAUGAAGGCUACACCCUGAAUCCAGAUAAGAAGACUUGCUCAGGUAUGGAUAUGUGUGCACCUGGAAGGCAUGACUGUGGACAGAUCUGUUUGAGUAAUGAUGGGUCCUACAGUUGUGACUGUUACGAAGGAUACACUCUGAAUACAGAUAGGAAGACUUGCUCAGCUGCUGACAUGUGUGCACCAGGAAGGCAUGACUGUGAGCAGGUCUGUGUGAGAGAUGAUCUGUUCUACACCUGUGAUUGCUAUCAAGGCUACACCCUGAAUCCAGACAGGAAGACUUGCUCAAGAACUGAUGUAUGUGCACCAGGGAUGCAUGAGUGUGAGCAGGUCUGUGUGAAUAAUGAUGGAUCGUAUACCUGUGACUGCUAUGAAGGCUUUACCUUAAAUCCAGAUGAGAAAACAUGCUCAAGGGCUACAACAAGCAGUCUUGUAACAACUGAAGAGUCCUGUAAGUGUGAAGCUAUAGCUGCAUUGCAGGACUCGGUCACCUCGCACCUUGAAGCCCUGUCCACGAAAAUAGAUGAAGUGUCUCAGAAGUUGCAAGCAUAUCAAGAGAGACAGCAGGUUGUCUGAGCUAUCAUUCUACUUAAUUUUAAAAUGAUCUUUCUGAAGCAUUCAUUUUUAUUGCAUUCAGCAAGCUUUAUUUCAUUGCACAGCUUACAAAACAGCAGUUGGUUUGGUAUUGUUGACCAGAUGUCAAGAAGACUUGAAGAAGACUUCAGGAAUACAAUGGUUUCAAUAAAACAGUGACCUGAGGGUCUUCAUAUGCGGUCACUCUGUAACCGUAAAGCUAUCUAUACCUGCUGUACCUCACUCAGUACUACAAAUAGUAUAGUAGGUAAUGUUUUUCUGCAGUAACUAUAUUUUUAUUUUUUUAUUUAAAAGUAAAUACAGGAAAAAGCUGUUUUUGAAUGCAUAGAGUAUAUCACAUCAUAUAAAACUGUGAAAGGCAAAGGCAAAGUAAAAAAUUGCCUGUAGCAUCUGUCCAUUAAAUGGGAGAAACAUUUGAGGUCUUGUGACUUAUUUUAAUAAAAUAAAGAUCAGCACACUAGUGUUGGAAGCUUUUUUUUGUGUGUGUAUAACAUAACGUAUGUGUGUUAUGAAUUAAUGUUAAAGUGUUUAAUAAAAACAAGGAAACAAAAACAGUUAAAGAUAAAUGAGGUGUAAAUGGAAGAAAUCCACGACACUAAUCAGGACACCGUCCUUGAGUCACACAGAUGGAAAAAGAACAGUUUGAUCAAGUAUUAAGCAUUUAAAAUACUUUGUAUUUUAAAACUUACAAAUCUUUGUUCAUAUAGGUAGAAGGUUUAAUAGCAUUUUAAAAUAUUAAUAAUGUUCUACACCUGGAAGGGAUGAAGGGCCUACUCCAACUUAAGAUUUUUAUCCUGCAAGAUUUACUUAUGUUAGUAGUCCCUUCUGUUGUCAUUCUAAGGGUAUUACUGGGACUAUUUCUGCCAGUAAGUAAAACACGUAAGUUGACAACUUAAAAAUUCCAUUGUUAAAGAAAACCCACCCAUUUUGCAUACUUGCAUGUGUAAUCACCCAAAUGCUUUAGAAACUGUUUUAAAAUAAAUUAGAGGAGAAGUCAAAACAGUUUUUUUUUUAGAACUCAAAAGUCCAAAUUAUUUUGUAUAACACACAAUACUGUAAUUUACAAUUUGGCAGUACAGUUACACAAAAUAUUAAAUACACAGCUGGUAUGGUAAAGACAUAUAAUGAGAGCUAUGCUGUCAUUGUACUCUGCACGAUAGAUACAAACUUUUGCAAAGAAAAUCAGCUGGAGAGUGUAUAAUAUUCAGAUCUGUAUGGACAAAUGCUGCUGGACAAUCAUGGACAUUCUCCUAGUUAGUGGCAAGAAUAAGGAAAGUAAGAGAGUGCAAAGCUGAAGAUCUUUUAGUAGGACAAAAACAUAGUAUGCCUCAUCCCAUUUCUUCAUAUGCUUUUAUUCUAAAAUAUGCAAGGUAAAAUAGAAUAAAGAAUUGCAUAUAUAUUUGAGUGAGACUUUAGUAUGUCUACACAGUAAUGUUAAGUCGGAAUGUAAUACUAAAUAGCACAGGAAAAAGAAAAUGUGGCACAGCUUCCACCAGGGCUAAAAAUGAGGCUAUAUACCCUCCAAUAAUGCUGGAUUAGUAUGUGGUUGCUAGUCGUGUUGUGUCCCCACUGGUUUUACUUGCUCUAGCUCAAUUCAAGGUAGCAUGUGACUAUCUAACUGUGCUACAGUUUCUUCCUCAAAAUGCGGUGUAUUCGUAUUUUUUCUGUCACUCAGGGGGGAGUCUUUAGCUACAGCUUUACUUUGCUUACAUUCAUGUCCGCUGCUUAAACACACAUAUUAUAUAAGGAUUUAUAGGACAAGAAGUAUAAGCCUUGGCCUCCAUUAUCCAUUUAAAUUAUACACAGCAAUGUUGUAAUUUGUGGGAAUAAACAAGUUGUUAAGCUCACACAAGACUUUUCAACUUCUUGGCAAUUAGGAAUGGAUUACAUUACUCCCAUUUAUACUAAGGCCAGUUGUCAAAUGAAAGGUAUAAUUUUAUAUGAUAGUGGAAAAUUGUCCUGGGGGCCAGAGCCGUCUUGCAAGUUUUCAGCUGGAUAGGCUUUGUUUAAUGCAUUGCUAUUCAUAACUCCAUUUUGUUAGAGAUGAGAGUAUUUAUAUUCAAUUCCUCUGGGCAAUGAUCUUGUCUCACUUUGUAUUUAUGAGCACCAGACAAACUUCCAAGUGAUUUCUUUAAAAUAGGACAUAUCAGCAUCAGCGCUUAACUGACUGAACUUUUAAAACUUUUUAUUCUGAAUAUAGACUGUACUCAUUGCUAUGGAAUGUAUAAUUAUACUCUAGUUUAAUUAUCGGGGCAUGCAGAGAACUGUUAUGAAAAAGAACUAAACUUGUUUUUUUUGCAUGAUAUUUGUUAAUUACAUUUAUUAUGUUUAAAAAUUUUCUAAAUUACCAUUAGCCAUCAUACUCAGUUCUAAGAUGCUUACAAGAGUUCAACCAGCUUUGCUUUAUAGUUCUUUCUAUGUGCUUCUAAACUGACAUCAAUUACUAAAUUGGAUGCUCAAUGCUGCUUACUUUUACAUGUCUAUGUACCUUCAGUAAAAUGAUGUGAUGAUAACCAA